UUACACUUUAAAUUGGCAUAGAAACUCGAAAGGAGAGCGUGCAUCAUCAAAGCAGAUUGGUGUCGUUGCUAAGUCUCUUCGUUUCGCUGCUUCAAAAUUUCUAAGCUUGCGUGCAGAAAACACACCAAUCAAACCAAACGCUGCUGUUACUGCUGCCACGACGUCGUUUUCUGUAUUCCAUCUGACUAAUGGGAUUCUUCAAAAAGGUAGCUGGAUUGUUAGGGUUUUCGAAGGACGAACCCCAUGACCACGAUCCCAGGCACGAUGCCGACGCCGAACCCGAUGCUCAACCUCGUGCUACACCGCUUCGCGUCCAGGAAACUGGGCUUCCGAGAAGGGGCUUUAGCGUUCCCGCCCAAGUCGUCGUCGAUCGCCCCCAACCUGGUCCCGUUAUCACGCCUUGUACCUCCGGCAACGGCGGAGUUCAGGGUCUAAAGUGGUAUGCAAAGCGUCUUAGGAUAGAUGAAGAUGGAGAUGUAGCAGACGAAUUCAUUGAGGAGAUUUCUUCGGAGUCAUCAGCACCUGCAGUAGAUCAUUAUCAAAUGGAGCCAAGGUUUAAGCUGAAGUACAAUACUAAACUGGUCAAAGUGAGAAAACAGAUCAUGUCAGAUGAGAGGAAACUUCAGCAUUGUGUGGAACACCAGGGCAGAUUGUUGUUGGUAUAAAAUAUCCUUACAUGAAACCGGUCUAGAAAUUGAUUCUUUGGACUUUCUGUACGGUGGGGGAAGUUGCACAAGAAAGGGUCUAAAAACUAGUGUUUUAAAUGAGCUUUACUUGAUGGUUCCUUUUUGCUCUUUGGAUAUAUCUUAAGUUAUGAAUAUGCCUGGGAAAUGCUUGUGGGGAUUCAAUGUAAAAUUUAAGAAAGUCCGAGUGAGUCACCCUACAAAUUAAGCUUCUGAAUCUUCUCUCUAGUAUUAUACACAGCUUUUGUGUCGAGUUUCUGCAUUUUUUGGUACAAACAUUGAAUAAUGUAAUGUAGAAGGGUAUUUGAUUGAACAGGACCAUGUUUGAGGAGAGUUAUGGAGCUCUUAACUUCCAAGCUCCAAGUAGUUUUCCAAUGAAGCUCCUUCCGAGUUGCGAGGAAUGGCAGUGUUCUGUAAUUAUUGAAAUGUUGCACGUUUGAUUCUGCUAACCAAAAAGCCGAUCUGUUCUUUGUC
Arachis duranensis is the source of this 1157-nucleotide messenger RNA. RefSeq lists its product as uncharacterized. The coding region runs from base 189 to 665 and encodes 158 amino acids. Lineage: Eukaryota; Viridiplantae; Streptophyta; Magnoliopsida; Fabales; Fabaceae. The transcript has 2 exons. The record is from RefSeq and is a predicted model, not a curated record.